ACAAGGCCAAUUGAAGAUAUAAAUUUUUAUUUUCUAACUUUGUUUAUUUUGUAAUAUUCUGAAUAAAUUAUAAAUUCAGAAUUUUAUUUAUUUUUAUUUCCGGGGCCGUUCAUCUUCCCCGUCUGUUGUAAUUCGUACGAGAAUUGUAACAAUUCUUUGACAGAGUUCGCAGGUAGCAUGACAGUAGGAUGUCCGACAGGUGCGGAUGUGAAGACACCCGUGUUCGGUCCAAGUGAGGGAAUGACCGGUAUGGCCGAAGCCAUAUUCGGUCUGAGUGGGGUGACCAUUGUGGCCGUAGCCGCGGUUGGUCCAAUAACUGAGGUGACCGGAGCGGACCCCAUAGUCGCGCUCGAUCCAACGAAGGUGGUGAUCGGAGUGGACCCCAUGGACGCACUCGAUCCGAAAGGAAUGUUGAUCGGAGUGGUCUGCCCUACAGAGCCACCCAAUCCAGCCGAAACGUUCACAACCGGAGUCUCGGAACUACUCCCGUUUCCGGCUUGGAUUUCGGCUAAGUGGGAGGCACUAAUGAAUUUUCUUAUGAAUCCGCUUCAAGGGAGAUCUACUCUUCAGUCCGCCGAUAUUCUUGUGUUUCGGACGGGCACAACUCAUCAUUUCCCAGCAGCGCCCAUCCGAACCGGACCUCCAAUGGCUUCAGAGGAGCGGUUCUCUGCAACCGAGCGGCGGCCGAAAGUGGUGGUGGUCGGUGCCGGCGGCAUCGGCUGCGAGCUUCUGAAAACCCUUGCUCUUUCCGGCUUUCAGGACAUCCACAUUAUCGACAUGGACACGAUAGAAGUGAGCAAUUUAAACAGGCAGUUUUUAUUCCGGCGGCAUCACGUUGGGCAAUCUAAGGCAAGAGUUGCGAGGGAUGCCAUCUUGAAAUUUAGGCCUGGAAUACAAGUGACAGCUUACCAUGCAAGUGUUUUAGACACUGACUUCAAUGUGGAUUUCUUUAAGCAAUUCAAUGUUGUUCUCAAUGGCCUUGACAAUCUAGUUGGUCGGCGGCAUGUGAACCGGCUUUGCUUGGCUGCCGGUGUUCCAUUGGUCGACAGUGGGACAACUGGUUUCCUGGGACAGGUAACUGUCCACGUGAAGGGCAAAACAGAAUGUUAUGAAUGCCAACCAAAACCAGCUCCUAAGGUUUACCCCGUGUGCACGAUUACAAACACUCCAUCCAAGUUUGUCCACUGCAUCGUAUGGGCAAAAGAGAUGCUUUUUGCGAAGCUUUUUGGGGACAUCAAUCAAGAAAACGAUCUGAAUGUGCCCUCUAAUGAUGAUUGUAGUUCUUCGGCGAACACGCAUAAUAUUUUUGAAUUUCGGCUCAAUGAAGACAUUGAGCAAUAUGGGAGGAGAAUAUAUGACCAUGUUUUUGGCUACAACAUUGAGGUGGCAUUGUCCAAUGAGGACAUGUGGAAGAACCGUAACAAACCAAGGCCUACAUACAUUAAAGACAUAUUGCCAUUUGAAGAGAUUCAACAGAGUAAAAAUGGAGAUAAAGCUUCAAAAGAUGAUCAACCCUCAUCAGUGUCUGCAAUGGCAUCUCUAGGUCUUAAGAAUCCUCAGGAAGUGUGGAGCUUGAAGGAAAACACAAAAUUAUUUUUGGAGUCUCUAAAGCUCUUUUUUUCAAAAAGGCCAAAGGAUAUUGGGAACUUGAUUUUUGACAAAGAUGAUCAGUUGGCAUUGGAAUUUGAAAUAUUCUGCAGGAUGACCUAUUGUCUCGAGCAUCCUUCCAGAAAGCUUCUCCUUGUGCCAUUUGAGCCAUCUGAACCGAGCAAAUCCUGCUAUGUCUGUUCUGGGGCUCGUAUGACGCUUGAGGUCAAUACUAAGGGAUCAAGAUUAAAGGAUUUUCUUGAUAGGAUUGUAAAAGCAAAGCUUGGCAUGCAUUUUCCACUGAUUAUGCAUGGGGCAGCACUUCUCUAUGAGGAGGGUGAUGAUCUUGAGGAUGACAUGGUAGCGAAUUACAUUGAAAACCUUGACAAGGUACUAUGUGAGCUUCCAUCUCCCAUAACCGGGGGAACCAUUAUCACUGUUGAGGAUUUCUUGCAGGAGCUCACUUGUAUGAUCAAUAUUAAGCAGAGGGAAGAAUUUGACGACGAGGAAGAACCUGAUGGAAUGGUUCUCUAUGGAUGGACUCCAGAAAGUACAAACAAGGAAGUGCAUGGCAAUGCUGCAAGCCCAUCUAAAGUUUCUCAAACCGCUACUCAAGAUAUCGAUAAAGAUGAUAGCUUGGCACAUAUAUGUAACUUGGCACUUCCUUCAUUAGACAUUUUUGAGCUCCCUUCCAGAAGUGAAUGAAAGUCAUCUGACAGUACUUUCCCUGCUGGUUCAGAUUCAUAGUGUACCGCUAAUGAGAAAAAUGCUAAGAGAAAGAUGGUGCUGGACUUCAAAUUUUGACAUAUGAUUCGAUGCAUCCAGCAAUCGAACUUUUGCUUAUGAAGGUAUUAACCGCACUUACGCAACCUUUAAAGUGUUAGGUUUCUAGUUUCCUACUGAGCUAAAGCAUGUUUCGACGCGUAAAAUUAUGAUCAAUUCUGGAGUUUUUCUUGUGUAUUUUUUCCCUUGUCCAUCCAAUAUCAAGUGAUUAAGGGUAAUAAAAUGUGAACAUCUAA
This is a messenger RNA of Cuscuta campestris, 2606 nucleotides long. The record is from the annotation of a GenBank genome assembly. NCBI's taxonomy places the organism in Eukaryota, Viridiplantae, Streptophyta, Magnoliopsida, Solanales, Convolvulaceae.